Messenger RNA from Pongo pygmaeus (Bornean orangutan), 483 nucleotides. Its product is annotated as transmembrane protein 92-like. The record is from RefSeq and is a predicted model, not a curated record. The coding region runs from base 1 to 483 and encodes 160 amino acids. The transcript is spliced from 2 exons. NCBI's taxonomy places the organism in Eukaryota, Metazoa, Chordata, Mammalia, Primates, Hominidae. Gene Ontology annotation, cellular component: nucleoplasm.
AUGGAAAAAAUAUCUGGGGUCCCCGGCCUCAUGCCCGCCUUGCUGCUCAGCCUGCUGGCUGGCUCCCAAAAUGUUGCAGCUAAAUGUGGUCUCUCCUUCACCUGCCCCAAAGGAUUCAAAUGCUGUGGCGACAGCUGCUGCCAGGAGAACGAGUUCCUCCCUGGCCCGUUGAGGAUCUUCGUCAUCAUUUUCCUGGUCAUCCUGCCCGUCUUGUGCAUCUGUGGCCUGGCUAAGCGCUUCUGUCCCAACUGCAGAGACCUGGACCCAGACGCCCUGACGGAUUGCCGAGGGCCCCAGGAACUGCCCUCCAUCAUCCCCCUAGAGAGGGUCAGAGCAUCCCUCUCUGCUCCCCCACCCCGCUACAGUGAGGUGAUUCUGAAGCCUACCCGGGGCCCGACUCCCACAGAGCCACCUUCUCCCUACAGCUUCAGGCCUGAAAAAUAUACCGGGGAUCAGAGGGCCAUUGACAACCCAGCUUUCUGA